Rhopalosiphum maidis (corn leaf aphid) is the source of this 2573-nucleotide messenger RNA. RefSeq names its product lachesin-like. The transcript is spliced from 8 exons. Lineage: Eukaryota; Metazoa; Arthropoda; Insecta; Hemiptera; Aphididae. Bases 753 to 1778 code for a protein of 341 amino acids. Gene Ontology annotation, cellular component: neuron projection. The record is from RefSeq and is a predicted model, not a curated record.
UUCUAACCACGACUUAAUCCAAACGUGAAAUUAUUCGCAGCUUAAGCCGAUAAGACUGAAUUCUAUCGACGGACAAAAAAUUAUUUCCAUAAAGCGUAUUAAACUGUCGUGUGUAAUUUACGAACUCCUCUGACCAAGCGGCUUCUGAACGUAACAAAACAAUAAUAAUAAUAAUUUGUCAACGUCUUUAUUUUACAAACGAACAAAUAAAAUGAAAAUCGCCGAAGGCCGGUCUUAAGAGUCUCGAGCAAAGACGGUGUAGUGUGGACGAUCGAUAUUCGCGUGAGGCACACACAGUUGUUUUCUGCGCACCUUAAUUCUUCGCAGUAAUCGCCGUGGACGAUUUGUUUAAAUUACACAAAGACCGAGUUUAUUGCGAAAAAUAAUAGUAAUAACAAAAGAAACAUGUUUUAGAACUUGUAAUUGUUUAAUUAACAAACGGUGAGCUAACGGCGCAAGGGACGCUCGUGCCUACGGAAUAAUAAACUGGCAGUUUCAUUAAAAACAUCGGAACGGGGAAGAAAAGAAAACCAUGCGAACGUUUAUUGUUAUUCGUUGUUUAGGGAAAUGUAAUUUCGUUAAUUGAACUGGCUCGAUGCCCCGAGAAGGACUUUGGGCACUCGCCUCAUAGUCACCCAAAACGGUGUAAGCACCGCGGGUAGACGGCGAUGACUACACCUCGUUCUGUUGUCGCCGUGAAAUGACUCUCAUUUUGUUCAAACUUACCGAUUCCGAAGACGGAUUCGACGAAAAUGGAUCCCAAAUUCAACGGCACGUUACAAAACGUAACAGCCACGGUUGGCAGAAGGGCCACUUUAUCAUGCACCAUCGAAAAUCUAGGGGCGCACAAGAUCGGUUGGAUGAAAGCCGAAGAUCAAACAAUAUUAACGUUUCAUGAACGUGUAGUAGCUUCAAACGGUCGAUUCAGCGUAAGUCAUGAGAAUUACAGAACUUGGUAUUUACAUAUAAGAGAUGUGGAAGAAACUGACAAAGGCUGUUACAUGUGCCAAGUUAACACAAUGGAAAUGCAAAAACAAAUCAGCUGUUUAGACGUUUUAGUUCCGCCGGAUAUAAUCACCGACGAGUCGAGCCCAGACCUAACGCUGAUGGAAGCCGAGAACGCGACCCUGUCGUGUCACGCCACCGGCAAUCCUGAACCCAAAAUAACGUGGAGACGCGAAAACAACCAGCCGCUGAUGCUGCGCACCGGUUCCAGGGACUUGGUCAAACACAAUUCGUAUGUCGGUAACGACCUGAAACUUUGGCGGCUUGACAGAAGACAGACCGGCGUUUACUUCUGCAUAGCCAGCAACGGUAUACCACCCGCAGUCAGCAAAAGGAUAACGCUCAGCGUUUACUUUCCACCCGUAAUUGCGGUACCCAACCAACUACUGGGAGCGCCAAUAGGCACAGACGUGACGCUCGAAUGUCACGUGGAAUCCUAUCCAAAAUCUAUCAACUAUUGGGUCAGAAAUCGAACAAAAAUGUUGAUGGACGGGCCCAAGCACAUUCUACGAGAAACAAUAUCCGGCUACAAGGCUGCGUACUACAUUGUUAUCAAGAUGUUCGACCAAUCAGAUGUGGGAACCUACAAUUGCAUAUCAACUAACUCCAUUGGAAACUCUGAAGGCACGCUAAGGGUGUAUGAGCUCCAGGGUGACAUACCCAUUGGCAAGAGCUCAAAGAACAAAGUUGCCAGAUCGUCGGCGUGUCCGAAGCACAUGCACAUCGUCACAGUGGCCGCGUUGACCGCGGUCUGGGCCAAAGCUAUCGGUUGAAUAUCUCGUUACGCCGUCGUCAAAGAAUAAAAUACACUAAUCAGAUAUUUUCAAAUCGAUUAAUAAAACUUUUUUUUGUAUAAAUGAAUAUCUACUCGCCAAUUUAGGUAUUCGCUCAUCAACAGACUGGAUGUCUACUGUGAUCGUAUUCGUUGUAUAUUUGCCAAUAUAAUAUAAUGACAUUGUGUUUCGUGUCGUAUUAGGGACUUAAAGUGUAUGUAUUUUUAUUUCCGUUAUCAAAAUGUAUUAUGAUUAUUUUUUAUGUACCUGCGUUAGAAAGAGACAACUGACCGCCCGGACAACAGUCGUGAACACAAAUCGUUUAUCUACGACUAUAUUAUUACCAUUAACUAAAUAUAAUAUUAUAUAAAAUUGUUGUAAUCGUACUUAUACCUACUUACCAUAGUAUCGUCUUUUUUCGUGAACACGGUGCGGUCUUGAUGAACUUUUGUAAAAGAAUAAUCGUUUUCAACGCCGCUGCCGUCGAUUUGUUUCUUCGUUAUAACUUAUAAUACAUAUUAUUAUUAUUAAUGUAUACACACUAUACACUAUUCUAAUGUUGGCCGACGGUCAAUAUUUCUACAUAACAUUUCUUGAAAACAUGACUAUAUUAUUGAAAUAUUCUAAUUUUACAAAUUGUAAAUAUUAACAAAAUUAUGGAAAUUAUUAUUCCAAGCUUUUGGAACACUGUAUUUAUGCAUGUUACAUUUAGCAAAUUAAUUUGAAUAAAACAAAUGUUUCAAAUACUUAAAAUUUUACCCAACAUUGUUUCAGUUAUUAGUUGUUACUUCAUUG